CACUGUUAUUCUUGCGUUCACAUGGCAGCAGGGAGGCGCUGUGUCGUUCGCUCGCGUGAAGUUUGAUUAAUUUACAGUUAAAAAAGCAAAAUCUACCAACUAGUGUGUUCCAGUGCAUUGAUUGAAGAUGUAAUGUGUUCAUUCUGUGCAUAGGAGAAUCAUCCUAGUAGUUUGUGAAUGUGUGAUUGUUUCUUCUGGCUACACUCUACAGCUACGGAUAGCAGCAGGGAAGAAACAGAGCUUCUCUCUCCGCUGCUCUAUCUGGCCGGAAAAUACCUCGAACCAGCGAGAGCAAAAAAAAAGUGUAAAUUGUAACCUAAAGUGAGCAAAAAAGGAAAUUGCAAAGCAAGCCGCAGGCAGAGAAUCAUCGACGCAAAUUCGAGCGAGAAUAAAAGGUAAAGCAAAAAGUGUGCAGUAAAGCGUGUAUGAAGGUUUUUUUUUAGGUUUUUCUGUAAGAAAGUGGUGUUUAGUUCUCGAUUGUUCCUGCCUGUGUUAGUUAGGCGGUAGCGAAAGUAAAAAAAAGGAUAGGAAGCCUUUUUUCCGGAAGUGCCGUGAAAAAGGGUGUGUUAUUUAUUCGUAAGCAGUGGGGAGGGACGAGGAGCUCAUUAGCUAGGUUCCUCACACCAUCAGCGGCACCAGAAGGGCAACGUGGAGGACGAGAAAGAAAAAAAAAGAAGCAAACGCGCGAGUUCGUGUCGUCGCGGCCAGGUCGCGCGCUGUAUCUGGAAUAGAGGAAAAUGCGAAUUUCCUUUGGGAGGGUGGCAGUAGCGUUAAUAAUGAUGAUGCACUGUUGACACCAUCAUCAUCAUCAUCAUCAUCGCCACCAUCGUGUUCCGCGUUCGUUUGCGCUUUCGAAGGUGUCAAAGUAGACGUCGUAUUUUUUCGGUCGCAUCAAUUUCUGCUUCAUCCCCGAAAAGAGUGCCGCGCGAAUUGUCCUUUCCAAUCUCGUCCUCCACCACCAAUACCAUCAGCAUCGGCAAGGGGAAAGUGUAUCGGCAUGGUAACAACCCGCCGCUGGGCCUGUGUUAGAGAGUGUGCGUUACUGUGUGUAGCUGUGUGCGUAUGUGGUGCUGUGCGUUUCUAGAGUGAACGCGCGCCUGAUGGUGUGGCAUACUAAGUGCGCGAAAUCGAUUGAGCUGCAUUUUUCAUGUUUUCACCUUGUUUGUUUUUUUCACCCCACUAAAGGUUUGUAGGUGCAAAGUGCAGAGAGAAAAGAGAGCGCGCGUGUGUGGAAACGUGUGGUAAAAAAGGGAAAAAGUAGUGGUGAUUUUUGUUGUUGUUAUUGUUAAAAUGUUUCAAAUGCAAAAUGCAGUUUUUUUGCUGGUCUCUGCACUAAAAGCAAAGUUGUGAAAGCGAAAGAAAAAAGAAAAGUUAAAGUAAAUUAGGCAGAAGGUAAAGCGAAGAGAGUGGUGCGCAAUUUCCUAAAAAUCGCGUCGUCCUUUCGUUCAUUGCAAGUUAUAAUCCUUGUUCUGCGUGCGCCGUGAUCCCGUUUGUUUGCAUGAGUGUGUUAGUUAGUGAUCGCUGCGUCACAAUGUGAAUGUUUGAUGUGGUGUUUCCCAGCUGUGUGUGGUGCCCAGCAGGCCGUGGCUCACUGAUGGUGGGCUGCAGCACUUCCACUUAGCCACGCAAACGCGAUAGCAUUAGGCAUCCGUGGCGAAGGGAUGCAGCGGGGACGACGAUGAAGGCAGAAUGUGCCCUUCGUACUGUGUGCGCCGGAGAGCCUUGAAAAGCAAAAGGAUCGUCGACCGAGUGUAUCAUCGCGCCCCGUCACGAUCGUCGGCCAAAAGACGCCGGCGUCGAGGCAUGUUGAUCUAGGAUGAAUGCUGCUAGCAACAACAUUACAGUAAUUGUUACGGCAGUGCCAUCAAUAUUAUUACCAACCUAAGAAGGGGAAAAAAAACUACAGGCGCAAAUCAUCAUGCUCAUGGUGGAAUGGAAAUCACAUAAUAAGCGCAAUAACGUGCGUUUUUGAGCAAGGGAAGGAUUAAGCUCACACUUCAUUCCGUAAAGUCCACUGUGUUUGGCUUGGCGAUCCAGCCAUUGUGUGUGUGUGAGUGUGUUACGUUCCCGUACGGUGUUAUCAUCGCAACUCUUAACCAAAAGGCGAAUCCUUUUCACCCAGUUUUCCCUAACUGUACACAGGCAGUAGCCGUUUCUCAUCUUUCCGUAUUUCCCUUACCAUCGAGAGACCAUUUCCACCUCUUACUAUCUCCGUACAAUCUCUAUUGAGGUAACCUCUACAUUGACUAAAAAUCCUCCAAGGGAUAUCUUUAAAUUCAGAGUCCCCCCACCAUCCUCUCAAUCCCAAUAAACACGCGCGGUUUUCGUCUUACGCGCACAAACAUCGUGCGCGUUCUGGCCUAGCUUGCGUGCGAACUCGCGGAAAAGGCUACAGCGCACGCACACGCAUCCGAUUGUCUUUCCGUGUUGUGCAUACAGCCAAACGAGAUCCGCCUCCAUGAAGCAUCAGAGGCUAGAAAAUGGUACGCGAGACUCGACAUCUGUGGGUUGGAAAUUUGCCCGAAACUGUACGAGAGGAAAAGCUAAGGGAACAUUUUAAAAGAUCGACGAUCAACCAUCCACGCUUAUCAUCUGGAGGUGGCAGUAGCAGUUGGUACAACGGAGGAGCCAACAAUAACGAUAAAAGCCCUAAUUCGAUCUCGCAGGCCUCCCAUCAACAUCCCUCCGGUUCGAUAGCACCGUCACAGCUGCCGGACAUUAGAAUAGGAGCCAGUCAUAACAGCAAUACUGGAAGUGUAAACAACAUUAAUAAUAAUAACAACAAUAACAACAACAGCUAUGAUGGAUAUGCUGUGAAGCAGCAGAAGUCGCAACAAUCACUCCCGAAGUCUCAUCGAUCCGGUUCUGAGUCGGAAUCGUUAAACGAUCUCCAUCUUCACCAUUACUCCCAUCAGCACCACUCCAAUAAUCACUCCAAUAGCCACAACCACCCCCAUAACCAACAGCAGCAACAUCACCAUCAUCACUCCCUGUCACGGAAUUCGUCUCCGGUGCUGUCCAAUCCAACAUUGCACGGUCAUUAUCAGCCGCCGCCCCAUCAUCACCAUCUACUGAGCAGUAGUGGUGGUGUAACUAGUGUUGCAGGUGUUGAGCGCAACGAAAGGGGACAUUUUCACCAUCAGCAUCACCACCAGAACCAGCAUCACGUGCAUCAUCGAUCGGCGUCACGUUCCCGAUCACGUUCGCCAAGCAGCAGAUCGUCUUCUUGCUCCUCCUCGACGCACAGCAGUGGCGGCGGGGCACCGAACCAUUCUGGGGAAGCUGGCACGACGACGAACCUCUCGGGGCGUAGCAGUGGCAGCGGCAGCGGAAGUAGUAGCGGUACCGGAGCAGCGUCAUCGGUUGGACUGCUGCCCUCGCUGCCGACGCCCUAUGGCCGCGGCGAUGCUGCUGCAAACUGCUCGUCACCGUCAACAACUGCAGCAGUAAAUGUUGGACGGACUCUGCUGCAAUCCGCUAUUUCCACGGCAGCUGCAGUAGCAGCAGCAACAGCAGCCGCAGCAGCCGCAGCCGCAGCAGCCGCAGCAAAAACGCCGGCAGCAAUAGCAUCGCCAGCGACGCACAUAGACAGUAGCAGCAGCCACAGCGGCUGUGGCGACGGCUCGGACGGCGGUAACGCUAAUAAUGCAGCUAACGGCUCGGGCAAUCAAGGCAGAAGCAGUAGCAGCAGCAGCAGCAGUUCCAGCAGCACCAGUUCUAGACACAGUUUUAGUGGUGCAUCCGUUGGUGGUGGUGGUGGAGGGGGAGCAGCAAGCACUAGCGUCACAACGACGUCGUCGACCGCUGGUGGAGCAGCAGCAGCGACAACAUCUGCGGCAGCUCCAGUCACUAGCGGCGGUGGAGGCGGAGGAGGAGGAAGUGCGGGAGGAACAGGCAGUGGAGUGGGAGCAGCAGGACCAGUGCUCAGUAACGGGAGUGCUGGCAGUAGUGGCACGAGUCUGAUCAAUUGCCAUUCGGACGAUAACCGUCCGUUGGCAAUUUGUGUCCGAAAUUUGCCUGCCCGCUCGUCCGACACCUCGCUCAAAGAUGGCUUAUUCCAUGAGUAUAAGAAGCACGGGAAAGUGACGUGGGUGAAGGUGGUCGGCCAAAACACCGACCGGUACGCGCUGGUCUGCUUUAAAAAGCCGGAAGAUGUUGACAAGGCACUGGAAGUGUCCCACGAUAAGCUGUUCUUCGGCUGCAAGAUAGAGGUGGCACCAUACGCGGGCUACUACGACGUGGACGACAACGAAUUCCGGCCGUACGAGGCGGAGCUGGACGAAUAUCAUCCGAAGUCAACGCGGACACUGUUCGUCGGCAAUCUCGAGAAGGACAUUACCGGGAGUGAGUUGCGAAAACAUUUCGAGUGUUUCGGUGAAAUCAUAGAGAUAGACAUCAAGAAGCAGGGUGUGAGCGCUUACGCGUUCUGUCAAUAUUCGGACAUAGUGAGUGUAGUGAAAGCGAUACGGAAGAUGGACGGUGAGCAUCUUGGCAACAAUCGCAUUAAGCUCGGGUUCGGCAAGUCUAUGCCAACUAACUGUGUGUGGCUGGAUGGGGUCUCGGACAGUGCAAGCGAGAACUAUCUGGCGGCACAGUUCAAUCACUUCGGCACGGUGUCGCAGGUGAGCGUUGAUCGGGAGCGCAAGCUGGCCCUUAUAUAUUACGAGCAAGUGCAGCAAGCUCAGGCGGCAGUGAAAGAGAUGCGUGGUGUGAUGUUGCGCGGUCGCAAGCUGCAGGUGGACUUUGCAUCGCGAGAGUGUCAGGAGGCGUUCUUUGAUAAGUUAGAUAAGCAACAGUCGGGGGGCAGUAGUAUAUCUGCGUCGUUCGGAUCGCCCCGUUUCGGUGGCGUUACAGGAAUCGCUGGAGGCGCUAGUAAUAGUAAUAGUGUAAGUGGAAGCGUUAGUAAUAAUAAUAGUACUGGUGGCAUCAACUGUGCUAGUGUCAACAGUAGUAACAGUGGGAGUAAUAGCAACAGCAAUAACUCGAUCCGUAACCGAUCUGCUUCGUCGUUCAGUCGACCAGGCAAUCCGCUCAGUGGCCGAGGGGGCGAUACUGGGUCUGUUGUGAAUGCUGGCGUCGUCAGUGGAGGCGCCUCGCCCCGCGUUGACCCGCUAUCACUAGCGUCGUCGUCAUCGUCAGCGGUGGCCGCCGCAUCGUCUGCAGCGGUCGGCGGUGCCGUCGGUGGUGUUAGUUCACGGGGCGGUAACAGUGGGUCCGUAGGAGGAGGUGGUGUUGGUGCUUCCUCAUCAUCAUCGCGAUCGAGAAAUGUGCGAUACUCGAGCGAAGACUAUUAUUCGGAAGGUGGUGGUGGUGAUCGGAGGUUUCGCAGCUAUGACGAGUACAGUCAAGGAUCAGCCACUAGCUCAACACACGAGGAUGAAAGGUACGAUCACCACGAGCACAGUAAUGGCAACAGUAGCAAUAAUGCUGGUACCGGCAGUAGUGCCCAUGCGGGAGGAUCGACGAGUGUAGGCUACAGUCGUAGUAGCAGUCUCAUAGACCGAUUGUCGGGAGCUCACCAUCACCACCACCAUCAUAACUCUUCUUCGUCCGACUCUCCACCAUCUUCGGCAACAGUGUUGCCAGGUGGUAGCACAAUGGGUGUCGGAGGAGGAAGUAGCUGCUUGUCAUCCUCGGUACAAUCCCGCCUAGGUGGCGAUGUUGAUCUAUCACCUUCGUCGACCGCUAGUAGUAUACGGAAGCGCAGCGAGAAAAGCACAGGUGGCGAUAGUAGUAAUAUGCGUUAUCUGCAGAAGGAGCGUGUACAUAUAUUAGAACAGCUAGAAGAAUGCCCGUCCAGUGGCGAUGAAUUGGUGAGCCCCAAGAAGCGUAUCAAAUACAAUUCCGACGGACAUCAUCAUCACCACCAUCACCAUCAUCAUCAUCACGGUAGUGACUCAGAUCGAGAUCGCGAUCAUCGCGAUCACCGUGAUCUACGUGAUCCGUCGCCCGGAACAUCCGUUGCGGGUAGCGUUGGAGGUGGGACAACAGUGGUCAACAGUAACAGCAGCAGUGGCAGUAGUAACUUGCAUCACUAUAACAGUCACCACCACCAUCACCAUCAUCAUCAUCAUAGCAACAACAACAGUGAUAGUGGAGGAAUAGGAGGCGGUAGCGGUGUUGGCGGAUCGUCCAUCAGUGGCAUUCAGUCAUCAUCCGCACUGACGCAUCGGAAAUCAAUGGAAGUGCGUCGGCUUUCCGAAUGCAAUUUGCAGACAUCGAAGCAAACGUCCUCAUCGUCCUCCUCGUUGGUAACUGCCGGAGUUGGUAGUGUUGGUGCUGGUAGUGGUGCAGGAGGAGGAACGGGAGUAGGAGGAGGAGGUAGUCAUAGCAGGAGACCGUCCACCGAAAGCACAUCGUUACACCAGCGUCACGGUAGCAGUAGCAGCAGUAGCGGUAUCAGUGCUUCCAUUUCGCAACAAUCACACCUGGACGGAGGCAGUAGCAACAAUCACUCACUGUACUCGCAUCAUUUGAGCAAACGGCGAAAAAUGAUUGCUGAUGGUGGUAGUGGAGGCAACAGUGGUAUGCAAACAACAUCAUCUGGUACAACUGCGAAUGGCGCAGCUAGCAGUAACGCUGCUGGAAAUAGCAGUUCUGCUAAUGUAGGAGGUGGAGGAACAGGAUCGUCAGCAGGAAGUGGAGCGAGUGGUUUGACAACGUCGAAUGAGCAUCACCAUUCGUCACGGGGUCGUGGUCAUCAGCUGCACUCCAUACAUUCUCAUGAGGCUAGUGGAGGGGAGAGCGCGGACGGUUCCCGUCCUGGUACUCCACUAUGCGAUGAAAGGCCAGAGAAUCUAUUGCCUAGUGAGCCUCGUCGCAUACCGACGGGACGUUCGUACAACCAAGAACCGCUCGUUCUCCCUCUACCCAGGUUUGCGGUGCAGGUGUUUCAACAAAGUCGCCUAAACGCAUUACAGCAGCAACAGCUAACAGCUUCGUCUGCGGGAGCUUCGGCAAGCGGUGCGAUGUCGACUUCGUCGUCCUCAUCAUCAUCUUCAUCGUCCUCAUCUUCAUCGUCGAUUGAUCGACAGAUGACAACAACAGGAAACACUGCUACCGUUACACCUGCGAUUGGAUCUUCACCUGCCGUAGCAUUGUCAUCUAACAAUGCGGUCCAGAUUAACCCAUCAUCAUUUGCGUCCAAUUCUAGUCUGCAGAACAAUAAUAGCGCCCUAUCCAGCCCACCGCCAGUUGGUAUACCGUCGUCUAAACUACAAACUCCCCUGCAAAUUAACACCAUGCAUCCAUCAGCGACGACAACAGGGAGUAAUAGUUUUAGUCUGGUUGGAGGUGGUAGCUCAUUGAUGCUGGACACGACCAAUGAAAUGGUCCCAGCCAGUCCCCCACCACGUGCUUCUUCUGUUAGUUCAACCUCCAGCGAUUCGAGUGAUCUAGGUCUUUCGCUUGAUGAACGUAUCAAGACUCUGGAUGAGAAAUUCGAAAAGUGGUCUGGUAGCACCCAAGCCGCUUCUGUUGGACGACUAGCGGUAAGCAAUAAUGUUGCUAUUAUCAAUAGCAGCACUGUUGGCAGCGGUGGGAAUAACAGCGCUGGAAUCGCUGGUGGUAAUAGUUCCAGUGAGCUUCAUUUUCUGAACGAUCGUCACCAUUAUUCGUCGCAUUCUUCGAGCAGUAAAGGAUAUUCGAAUCAUCAUUCCUCCUCCUCUCUGCACCAGCAUCAUCAUCAGCAACAGCAACAAUCGUUUCACAAUCAUAUUGCGGGCAGCAGCAGUUUGUUAAACCAUCACCAUCAGCAUCACCAACCUGGGCAUCAACUGCAGUCACCAUUAUCCGCUGGAUCGUCGUCUACCUCUUCCUCCUCCUUAGCUACCACAGGCUCAUCAUCGUACCGGCACAAGUUUCUUGAUCUCGAUGUACAUGAACUUCCCCCUUCGGACAUCGUCAAGUCCGUUCUUUCGAAGAAAUCGAUCUUUGACGAAGAUCUCAAGCGGCUAGAAAAUAUCGAUGACAAGUACGAGCCUCGUGAUUUUUCCAAUUAUUCGAAAAACAGUGCCACUUUGGCUUCGGCUACAUCAAUUGCAACUGUAUUGGGUAACAGCAUCGCUUCUGCGAUCGGUGCUCCAGCAAUAGCACAUGGAGGAGUUGCAAUUGGAACUGCUUCACCCGUCAUCGUCAACAGUGCUGUGUCGUCGGCUAAUGCAUCGCCGGUGCAUCUAAGUUCGAUGAAGUCAUCAACAGCGACAGUAACAUCUCAACAACAACAUCUAGUUGGAACGGCGGCUUUAACGCCGGCAGUAACGACAGCAGUUGCUACUGCGACAACAGUUGCUUCGCAAACAACAUCAGCAACAGCACCAAUCAACAUACCACGGGUUAGCGGCAGUGCUUCAGCAUCACCAAUGAACAGCCCUCAGCCGUACAACAGUCCCAACCCAUCUGUAAAAUCCUGCCUUCAAUACCCUUUUCCCAGUCAUCCACCAUUGGCUCAACAAGCACUAUCGCCGUCUUCUGGGUCUAAUGCUGUCACAACGACAACUACCAGCAACAGCAGUAGUAGUGCUGGUACUGGUAUUACGACCGUAACAUCGUCCUCGGACGCUUCGCAGUCAAUGACAACCGAAAUGAAAACAGUGGCACCAUAUCCAACUACGGUGGUCAGUAAAAGUAGUAACCCUUCUAGUUUACUGCUGACCAAUACCAUCAGCUGUACUAGUAGUAGCAACAACAACGACCCAACAACAGUUACAUCAUCCCCGUCCGUUAAUAAUAAUAAUAAAGAUAGCAGUAGCAACACGACAAAUACUAGAAGUACAGGUAGCAGCACUCCAGCUGCUGGGAUUGUUGCGGCUGGAAUAUCGACGAUUGCUACUACUAAUAAUCACAUCACGGCUAUCACAACAGUUGCUAAUGCUACCGCCACUGCACUAUCGUCGUCGUCAUCAUCAUCUUCGUUGUCGUCGUCAACCAGUAAACCAAAGACCAAUGUUUUAAAUAAAAGUAUUAGUUUAACGGAAAAAACAAGUACAAACGCUAGCGGUAACAACAAUAAUAAUUUAAUAAUCAAUAGUGAUAAUCUUAAUAGUAAUAGCAGCAGCGGUGGUAGCAGCGCUAGCACAGGUAGUGGUUCUAGUGUUAACCAUCCGUCUUCAGCGACUGCGGCUGUAUCGUCGUCAGGAGUAACACCAACGACUGUAACGAGUAUAACACAAAUGCAGACUCAGAAACUGUCCUCUUCUGUGUUAUCAGGAUCGUCAACUACUUCUUCGUCAUCGUCGUCGUCACCAUCAACAACAAUAGAGUCGUCCAUUACUAGUAAUUAUAAUGUGGUUGUGAAGAGUAGCAGCAGCAAUAAUAAUGCAGCUGCGAACAGCGUACCGGGAAGUACAAAUAUUGGUACGAUUAAGCUGGGCACGAGUGGCAAUGGCGAUGGAAGUGCACCAUCCCAUGAAGUACCGCCUAUGCAUUCCAGUAGUAAUAGUGGUUCGCAGAAAGAUGAGUCAUCUAGUGGAGGCAACAAAACUAGUAUCGGAAGCAGUGGCAGCAAGCAUCACAAGGAUCGACGAAAACUAUCCACCGCGUCGUCUACCUCAUCGACAUCUUCGUCGAGUGUAGUGUCGUCUCCGAAUCCUGCCUCUGUUGGAUCCGGAUGUGGGUUGAAUAUGCCGGAUGAGCCUGAUGAAACGCCAGCACCAAGUGUAUCGGCUUCGUCAAAACAUUCGAACAAAUCGAUCAAGUCCAAUUCGCACACCCACCAUCAUCAUCAGGUAGCGAGUGAGCAUGGUCACCGGAAUAGCGGUAGCCACCAUAAUCACCAUCGUCAUCACAGUGACAGCAUUAGCAGCAACAGCAGUAACAGCAGUAGCGGUAGUAACGCUAGUGGCUCAAACAAUGGGAAGAACUCUUACAAAGAACACGAUCGUAAUCACGUGUCUGUUGCUAACGAUCACUCAGUUGUUGGGACAGGAUCUUCUGCAGUGAGCAGCAGUUAUCGAGAUGAAUUCGAUCGACUGAAGCAGGAGGCUGCCUCUGCAGCGGCUGCAGCGCCGGGAAAUAUUAUGGACCGUCAUACAACAGGAUCAUUAAAGCGCAGAGACAAAGAUCGAGAAGAGCGUCCAAGCAACGAUGACGAAUCGCGAAAAGGAAAAGACGACAGCGGGAGUAUGCAUUUGGAACAUCGCGAAAAAGACAACGAUCGGUAUGGUGUUGAAAAAGAUCGUAAAGAGCACCAUAAGCGAGCAGAUGAUAGCACGAAGGAACACGAAAAAGAUCGUCGUAGCUCGAAAGCAAGCGUUGGACUAUGUAACGAUUCCGAGCAAUCGAAAGAUUCGUCGCUUCAAAAAAAUCAACAUCUUUACCAUCAGGAUGAAUCUUCACACCAUCAUCACCACCAUCGUGAGCGUUCCUCGGACAAAGAUCGUCGUGAUCGUGUAAACUCGUCUGGCAGUGGCUCGCCAGCGAGAAGUUCAUCAAAACGACGUCUUAGCUCUCAAGACAGUAUAGAAUCGUCAUUAGAAGAAGCAAUAUCUCUUAAAAAACUUCGUUCCAAUGCACAAGAAUCUAGUUCUGUUGUUGCGUUAUUAUCUGCCGGUGGAAAUGGGUCGAAGAGUAGUGAAAGACGAGACCCUGGCAAGGAAAGUCGUAGGGAGGGCAGCAAAUAUCACCAUCACAAAACUAGCAGUCGAACGGAGGGUAGUGCUAGUGGUAGUAGCCACAACCAUCGUUCGGAAAAGAUUUCAUCAAAAUCUAGUGGUGCUAGCAGUGGUAGUAACCCUACUGUUCCUUCGUCACCUAUGAAUAAUGUUGGUUCUACGGAAAAAGGUCCUUCAUUCAAGUACGCAGAAAAUCACGUCACCGAUAAACAGCAAGCAUACUUGCUCGAAGAGCGCCGCAAAGAGAUCAUGCUGACGAGUGAAGAUCAUCAUCAAAGUGGUGAAGCUGCAGGGGUAGCAAUCGCUGGUACUGGUGUUAGCAAUGUUGGCGGAAGUGGUGGAGUAUCCCAUCAUCACAAGCGUAAGGAGCGCUAUCACGAUAAACACAAGUCAAAGAAAAAUCGCGAUCCAUCUCGUGAUAAGGAAAAUACUCUGAAUGCAAAUUUUACUGCUGAUAGCUAUGGUGAGAACCGAUCUACAAGUGAUGAAGAAGAACAAAAUAGAAUACGCUACAAAAAGGAACGAAAGGAGUUGCAGGAGUACGCGAAACAGCGCCAUCACAGUUCUAGUGGUGGAAAUACUGGAAUAGGACUGGAUGGGGUAGACUACAAGUUGGCUGUCAGUAAGCUUAACUGCGGUAGUAGCGGCGGUGGUGGUAGAGUAGAUCGCAAAUCGUCGCAACCCGUCAGCCGUGCGGAAUCUUCUGCAGAGGAAGGACGAGAAAAGAAAAAGUGUCGAUCGAACAGUAGCCGUAAAGCGAACAGCUCCGAUACAGACGAUUCAGAUGAACCUAAAAAGCAUUCAAUUUUCGAUAUUCCCGACGAUGGACCGAAUAUAUCCAUGUAUGACAAAGUGAAGGCUCGAUCUUGUAAGAAUAUGCAGAAACAAGAAGAGGAAAAGAAAAUUAAGGCAAAAUUUUCCCAGUUGAAACAGUGCAGAGCAAAACGGGAGGGUAAGAAUAGAUCGAAAAGUUGGGAAGAAGGCGACGAUUCUGAUUCUGAUGCCAUGCACUCAGAUACUACGAUCAACAGCAAGUAUAACCACAAAGACCCGAACAAGAGCGGCAUGGUGACAACGACAGAUGAUGAAGAUCACGCUUCAACGACACCCCGUUCUCGACGCAAUUUCAAGGGCUCUUCGCUGGCUUCCGACUCAGAUGAAGGCCACCAUCAUCCUCACCAACAACGUACGGCAAUGUUUAAUCGCGAUCGGUUGAACGAUCUGUGCGAUGAUGAGAGCAGUGAAGGUGGAGGAAAUUUGAUGCUUCACAAUGUGGGUGGUGAUGGGCGGGAGAAAUCGAACCGAGACCUCCAUCGGCAGCAGAAGCAGGAAUACCACGAUAAGAACGCUCGUCGCAGUUCGGGCGAAGAUAAGAAGUCGUUGCGGAAGAAUUCUCGCUCUACUCGCAUUCAAUCAGAUUCUGAAACGGACGACGAAGUGAUGUCACGUGAGCGAACAAAACUGAAAACAUUGUCUGGCGUGACUCGGUUAGAGAAUAGUGUCAUUUCAGAUGCUGAAUUCAACCACAUCAACGACAACAUUGGCCGCAUGUUUGGUGGCAACACCGAAAUCAAUGAACAGCUUUGCCGAACGGAAGAUGUUGAGCAGGAUAUAAAGAUCAAAAAGGAAGUUAAAAGCGAGGAUGAGUGUGAUGCAGAUAAAAAAAGUGUUACAAAUGCAGCAAUUUUGCUUUCAUCUUCUGUGAACAUUGGCGAUGGGUUAAAACAAGCUGCUUUGAUUGGCGAUGAUCGCAAACCAUCCUCAUUUGCUCUUAUCGCCAGUGAUAUUUCGGAUGACGAUCUCGUGAAAACGGUAGUAAAAUCGGAAUAUUCACAGCAAAAUAUCAUUUCAAAUAUCCCAUCCACACCCACAUCAGCAACCAUGCCAUCGAUCAAACGCGAACAGGUCGAUGGUUUGAUUUCACACAAGUCGUCCAAAGAGCGCCAGCAACAUUUGUGCGAUCAGUCCGGCUCCGAUGGUGCUGAUUUAAUCGUUCAAUUGACAUCGAAGGUAGACACGAGUCAAAGUGAAUCGAAGAAAAAACACAAGAAAAAGCAAAAGCGCAAUAAAGCUCUUGACGGAAGUGGCAUAUACGACCAUCCGGAGAAAGAAAUGCCUACGACACCCAAAACUUCCGAAGUCCGCGGUUGCGAUACAGAAACUGUUGUUAGCGGUAAUGUCGCCUCGUUCAAUUCCCCGUCAUCAGCAGUUGGAGGUGAUAGCGCUAACAGUGGUAAUCUUUCCCUUACGACUUCCUCUCCUAGUGGUAAUAGUCAACAAACAUCGAAUGUCACUUUGGUUCCUACAUUGAUGAGCGAUGAUUCUAAGAAAUCCACGAGCGAAGAUCAUCAUUCAUCGUCCUACAACAAGAAAAAGCAUAGCAAUGGAAAGAAGGAGAAGCGCCGUGAUCGUUCUAAAGAAGAUCACGAGAAAUCAACAUCUUCCUCUUCGAGUCGUUCCAAGAAAUCGAAGAAUCGACAUAAGGAAGGUAGUGCCACAAGUUGUAGCGGUACAUCAAAUAACCUCAGCGGAAAUGGUUCUAGCAGUACUAAUAGCAAAUUCCUUGAUAUGGAACUAUUUGGUCCAAUAUCGGAUGAAGAGUCGCAGCAUUCGUCCGUGGAAACUGAAGCAUCUCACGGCAAGCAAGGUUCUGUUGAACCGGAUGAAUCCAAGGAAGAGGAUGCGCAGCUGCGCAAUUCCGAACAUAAAGAUAGAACUGUUGGAGCAAACACGGAAGGAUUGCCAACGUUGAUGGCUGAGCUUUCGAAUACAACCACCGAAAGUCAACUAAAUAGUGGUUGCAAGCAACAGGAGUUAACAACUUCCUCUACGCUACUGAGUGCCACGUCAGCUGAUUCAUUCAACGAUAAGGAAUCGCGAAAACGCAGCAAGGAAAAGAAACGGCGUGAUCGCGAGAAAUUGCGCGCUUCGAUGGUGAUACUUAAAGACGAAGAAAACAGUGUUGAUUUGGAUGAAGCUGGUAGAGCACUAGAAGCGCAGCUGAUGAGUGAUACCGAUCAGAAGGUGGAAGAUGUGUCCCCAGCAUCUACUAUUGCGAGUGCCUCCCUUAGUGGCAAACGAUCGUCAGUGGAUGUGUUGGACGUAUUUCGCUACACGGAUGGAGACGACAGUAUGGAGAUGUCAUAUGGAGAAAAGAAGGAUCUGCCAUCAGCAUCAUCGACAGAACACAAUCGCAAAGACAAGAAAAAGAAAAAGAAACGUGGCAAAGAAGAGAAGCACAAACAUCAUCAUAAUAGCGGCGGCUCACUGGGUAUGAAUACGGCUGUUACUAACACAAUCGGUAACAAUAUGGAAUCUAGCGGGUCUAUUCAUGGGCCAAUGAUAGAUGGUAGUAGUAAUGUUUCUCAUAUAAACUUCGGAAGCAAAAAUAAUAAUAACAGUGGUAAUCAAGUCAAUAGUCAUACAAAACCACAACCGCCAACUACGACACCUGUUACACCGUCGAUUAAUAAGCUAUCUCUAGAUAUCAUCUCCGCCCAGCAAGAGGAUUUCAAGCACAAUCUCAGUAAACCGUCGCCAAGUUUGCCCUGUCUGCUUGAUGAAAGUCCACCGCCUUCCAACAAGCAGCCAAUGACAGCACAAAUGAAUGCCCGUGAAUCCACUGGAGUAGGAAAUACUGAUGAACGCAUAUCAUCUUCUACUCCCUUGCCGGUUCUAACAGAAGAUAAGCGGGAGAUAACAUGUUCUACGCCCACGUACGAAAUGGAAAAGACAUCAGUUGUUCAAAAAUCACAAAACAUUCAGGAUCUUAACGAUAAACCGGCGGUAGCAAGCAUUAAGCAAAAACUGGAUCAAACGGAAAACACGCAGCAGGUACCGGUGCCGCCAUUUGGAUACGAUCUUGAUGAAAAAUUGGAUGAAAAAGCAGUGAUGUCAAUAUCGGGCGAAUUUACUGAAAAGUUUAGCAAGUCUGAUAAAGUAACAACGAUCGAUGGAAAGGAAAUCGAGUGUAAGCAACACCUGCACGAGAAGCAGAAACUGGAUGAAUCGAAGUUGCAACUCAUUGAGGAGAAAUCGCGCGUAGUGAUCUCACAAGAAGAAACCGAAGAUGCCGUAGCAGCAUUACUAGGAGAGAGCUUCGGUACGUCAAAUACGCCCGAUUUCUCCGAUAUGUACAGCGAUCCAGUUGAGGAAGAGCAAUUAUCUUCUCAGUUACACAUAGAGGAAGAGCCACCACAGAUACCGGAGGAGGACGACGAAGAGAUGAAGAAGGCAAUUAUGAGUUUGAAUGCGGAAGAGCUGGAUAUGAAGGAGGCGGAUACGCCACAGUCGGAACAUGAUUUACAAAUUGACACAGAUACGGAGGACGCCAACUUAGAUGACGAUCACCAGUCUAGUUUGCUUCGCUUCGAUAAUCCACCUAAAACACCGGAUGUUGAUCUGAGUCAGAUUGGUAAACCAUUGAUCGAAGGAUCACAAAUGACUAAGGUCGGAGAAAGUCCAACAGUGUCAACAACAGCAGUCACCGAAAGCAGCAAUACGAAAAAGGACGAUUCCAGUGGUAAAUUAGAGAUGCCUGAUACACCGGGUAAGAAUGUGACAACGGCUAGCGAUUCACCGUCGCAAGCUAUAUCUGAAGAAAUUCUAGCACAAUCUGCCAAACUCAGUGCGCGAUCAUCUAAACCUGCAGUAACUAUGCUGGAGUCAUCGAAAGCAACUUCCAGUUCCAAGGCAUCGUCUAUUGUGAGUGAUGUUGUAUAUUCGGUAAAUCUACAAAAUCAAAAAAUCGUUAUACCAACGGCUGUUAACACUAGUGGUAAGGAUCGAUCGAGCGUAUUAUCUGCCUCUAAUAUAGUGGACGUGAAAUCAAAGAGCGCUAGUGUUGAUCCCAGCUCGACGAUGAUGACACCAACAACGACAUCGGUAGCAGUGCCAUUGUCACCGAAUCAGUCUGCGAUUAAGCUAAUUACAUCCAGCCCAACUACCUCUCAAAGUCCAAGAUCGAUCAGUGUCGGACAUUCAUCCCAGCAGCAGCAACUUUCUUCCGCGUCUAACUUACGUCACCAGUAUGUUGUACAAACACCACCUACAAUCACUAUUCCGGAGCAGCAUCCCAUCGUCUAUCAUCCCGCAUCAGCAGCUGAUGCAACUGCUCGAGUUGUCGUUCCGACGACAGCAACAUUGAAUAGUGGUGGUAGCAGCGUACAAUCGCCAAAACUACACAUCGCUCCACAUUCUCCAUUUGGCCGAACAUCAUCGCCAACUGCAAUAAGGCAAUCUGUGAAUAGCGCUAAUCGUCAGUCGCCACAACUAAGCCCAAUUAUGCAGGCAGGAGGUAACCCUCAAACGAUGAUUAUUCACCAUGGUGGACAUAUCGUAGUACAUUCGCCUAAUGCUUCUCAAGUAGCGGGACCAUCAGUCGUAGGACAAGGAGGUUUCCUCUCUCAAAAGUCUGUGACCCCAGUGACAGCGGCAGGAGCUGGACUCCAGUAUCAACAACAUCACCUGUCGCAUCAACAUCCAUCACCAGGUUCACGAACGUCAUUAGCAGGAGGACAGCUGAAGUCAGUGUCUAUGACCGGUGGAUCUACGAAAUCAAACGAGCAACAUGCAAUCAAGACACAGUUCAACAGUGGUGGAAGCCCUGUGGCAAUGGCAAGAAUUAUUACUGCCAGCGCAGCACCAGGAUCUCCGACGGCUGUGGCCACUGUUGGGUUGGAGUCUACACCUACCAAAACCAACAUUGUAGUUAAUGCAGCAAGCAUCAAUUCAACAUCGCCAAUAUCAAUGACAACAACGCAUACUACUGCCAAAUCGAACGAUUCGUCGCCUAAAACUACGCCAACUAUAGUUGUACCAUCUUCCACGCUGAGCGGUACUCCGAUUAAGCCAACCACAAUUGUUACUCACCAACCAAUUACAAUAACUUCGGUUACACAUGCGCAGCAAACCAAGCAACAGUCGCAAGUUACUGUUGCAGUAGCCAAAGCUACGGCACAGUGUCAAUCCACGACGACAACAGCAUCGUAUCAAAAACCGUUUGGAGAGCAAACCGCGGCUAAUAUUAUUGUUGCUAAGGUAAAACAGCCGGAUAUAAAAACGAACACUAUGUUUGGAGCUUCUAAUAACACAAUCUCAACAAUAACAUCAAAUCCGAACCACCAGCCAAUUACGCCAAUCACGUCAGAACCGGUAUCUAAAUCAUUGUUCACCGCCGAAGAAUCGAUGAAAGGAUCGGGUAACGACAGAAAGGCAUCGGAUAUCAAGUCGGAAUCGGCAAAGGACAGCAAACUGGAGGAGAAGAAAUCGAGCGAAACCAAUUCGAAACAAACGCCAGGUUUAGAUGAUACUAAGCCACUGUCAUCAACGCUGCCAACUGUUAGUGUAGAUGAUCAAGAAACAGAUUCGAAGGAGGACAGUGAUUGCUGGUCGGCAAAGGAGAUCAACAUAGACUCAGUAAUCAAGAAAGUCGAUGCAUUGUGCUCGGAAGAUGAUUCAUCGUCUUCCCAACCAAUUGCGGUUACUGCAGUAGUCAAUACCACCAGUGCUAUCGAUAAAGCAGCAUCCACAAUAGAAAUGGUGGCCAAGGGAGGUGGUGAAGAAGUAGUUAGCAAAUCUCCGUUGAUAAAGGAAGAAUUAAAAGAUGAUUCUGCUAGCAAAUUCAUCAAAACAUCGACAUGCGGUGGUGGACCAUCUGCGGGAGAAUUCAAUAAGAUGCCAGAAACGGUUACGACGUCAUCUGUUUCGGCUGAUGAUCCGUUAAGUCAGCGUGGUGGCUCUUCUGCGGCUCCGAUCUUGGAUGAAGAGGAAGGUGAGGAUGCACCUACAGGCGAUGUAACGGAGAAGGAAAAUGUUGCACGUGGUGGCACUGGUAAACGUGGGGGUCGCCGGGGUGGUCGAAAAACAUCGGAAAGUGGUCAUUCCAUUGCGAUUGGAGGAGAUAAAGCUACUAGCACUGGUACUGAACAAACAGUACUCGAUACAGGUAUUCAAACACGUACAAGAGGUGGAAAAACUCCGGGUGGCAAGCGUGGUCGUGGUGGUCGCGGCGGUGGUGCACGUGGAGGAGGAACAGCUGGUAUGGUAAAUAUGCCACAAUCAGUGACGACUCCUUUAACGUCAUCAGGACCAAUGACGCCAGGAACGCCUAGAUCUGCUGGUGGAACAAAAGUAGGAAUGCAUAUAGGCGGUUCUUCGGAUGUCUACGAAUUCCACGAUGACUCAGGAGAAGAUGUAUCGAACUCGGAAAAGACGUUAUCUGGUACUGGACCAGAUGGUGCACGUCCACGGUUGAUUUUGACCAUCAAAAAUCAAGCUGCGGUAACAACGGCAAGUAGUGCACCUGUUACUAGCAGUACUCCGACAACAGUAAUAGCUACAACCACCGCAAUAGCUACCAGUUCUAGUAGUGCUACAGUAAUAUCAACAGCAGCUACAAUUGUCAGUGCCAGCGUGGCUUCCAGUUCCGAAGUCCCAGUUUCCACAGUCACUACUCCAGUAGCAUCACAACAGCCAAUAACGACUACAAAUGUCACCUUGAUACCACAAACGCAUCAACAGCAGCAACCACAACCACCACAAUCACAACAGCAAAAUCAGCCAGCAGCACAAACGCAAUCAGCCCAAGUGUCAGAUGAAACUCAUGGUUUGUCGAUGGACGUUGGCAAAGACGAGCAAGUGUUGACUACAAACGCGGGCGGUAUUCUAUCUGCUGCAGCAGUUGCAGCCGCAGCCAACACAAGAAAAUCCCGGCGGCUUUUGGAGAAGGAUGGACGCAGCACUAUCGACGAUAUCAUCGAAGAUGUGAUUCGUAACGGACCUUCGCCUAAGGUUGCUGGUGGAGUUGGACUGCAACAACAACUACAACAUCCAUCAGGUGUAGUUUUGGCACCGACUGUACAACAACCGCAGAACAUGCCCCCGCUUGGUCAGCAACAUCAACAGCCAUCGACAAUUGUAACGGGCAACCAAGCUGCGGGAGGCUUGGUACAGCAACAGCCGCAGAUGGUUUUGCAACAUAUUGUUGGUGGAACUGCAGGAGCUAUUGGUGGAGAUCAACAACAACAGCAAGGCGUUCACACGACGCGUCGUACUACUCGACAGAACACGACAGCUCUUACCGCCACCACUGGUUCAGGCGAUAUGCGUAAAUCCCCUCGUAGUACACGCAAGGGUAAGGACCGCAAAAUUUCAGAAACUUCAACUGAUAGCAGUGACGAAAAGCCACCACAACCGGUAUCAUCAACAUCUGUAGCAGGAAACACAAUUGGCAUGAAGACACAGACAGAUUCAAAGGCUUUGGACGAUAAACAGGUUGCGGGUACAUUGUCCGCUACAACACCAGUGACGCCAAGCAUGCAGGUAUCUCGUCCUAACGAGACAGCAUCUGUGGCGGAUAAAUCCAAGUCCGAAAAAUCGAAAUCUACAGAUGAAGCGAAGGCUCCUACUGAGAUAGGUAACGUUUCGCAACCGAAUUCACUCACAUUGAUCGAUCCGGUAACGGGAGAAAUGGCAGUUGUGCGUCACAGCAAAGAAGGCCAGUAUGUACCAAUGCCAAAUGCUCCGCAACCAUUGAAAAAGGUUAUUGCGGCGGCUGCAGUACAGAGUGCGGUCGCAGCCGCAGAACAGCUGAAGUCGGCUGGAACCAUAACAAAUGCUGGUUCUCCUUCGUCACCGGUUCCGCUGGUUAAUAGUGGAUCACCGAACGCUUCAAGUCGCAUUGCUCCGACGCCUAAUGCAGUUUCAUCACCCACGUCUUCGACAGGAAUAUUGUAUACGACCAAUAAGGCGAUUACAACGGUGUCAUCACACCCACACCAACAGCAACCUAUUGCCGCUUCCAAACCACAUACAUUGAAAUCACAUGUGCUUAAUUCACAACAAGCGCUACAACAACAACAGCAUCAACAACAAGUUGUUAUCAAAUCAGGACAACAACCGCCGCAACCUGGUGUGUUAACAACCCAACAACAACAGAACACCGCAUUUAUCCAGUCAGGAAAGACGAUCCAUCCCACAACAACAUCGACGCCGUUGAAACUGACUACACAACCCAUAACUACUACUGCAUUAGGUCAGCCACAGCAGAUCAUAAUACAUAAUGCUAUGGCGGGCCAACCACAGUCUCAUGCAAUGGCCAAGCAAACAAUUAUUAGUGGUAAAUCAUCAACAGGUUCAACUCUGCAGCAACAAAGUACUGGCGGGGUUAGCAAUAACAUACAACUGCAUCAACACACAGGCACUGGAAAUUUGUUAAUCAAUAUACCAUCCAACAUGCAUCCGGCAACCGCCGUACAAAUGUCUCCACGUUUGCAACAACAACAACAACAACAGCAACAACAUCAAAUGAUUGCCAAUGCCAAGCAACUACAAAGCCAAUCAUCUCAACAUCAGCAACAACACAAACCAUUACCACAUGUUGUGCAAACGGCUGGUGGACCCGGAACUGCAACGCAGCAAAUAAUCAUUCACCGUGGAAAGGCGGGACCAGGUACAGAAUCAACCGGUACUUUACACCAGCAGCAAAUACCUGUUGGCUACACAACUGUCCUACAGAGCGGUAACAAAAUGAUCCAACAACCCGUAUCGACUGGUCCUGGUCAGCAAGGACCGACGGCAAGUGGUGCUGGUUCUAUUGUAACCCAAGUACAACAACACAUACUUAGUAAGCAUCCGACUACAGGCCAAACGAUACAGAUUGCAACGGGUGGAGCUCAAGGUCUGCCUGUGCACUAUCAAACGGUGCAGCAACCUGGACAGUCAACGAUCGUACACAAAGGGGCAAUUACAACCGUCCAGCAUAAGCUCGUUCAGCAAACCUCUGCUGGCGUCCAACAACAGCAGCAAUCGCAGUUGCAGCAGCACAAAUCGGGUGAAGGAACACCAAUCGGAUUGCACACGAUCGCAGGAAAAACACCAAUCAUCCACCAGGUCUCUACAGGAGGAGGAAAGGUUGUGCAGAUUCAAACUGCAGCGAGUGUACCAUCACAACAGCUUCAACAAACGGUUAACGCAUCAGGAAUCGGUCAACAGCAGCUGACAAAUACACUGCAACCAAUUGGACUAUCCAAGUUGACAAACCAUCAUGUAUCGACUCCAUCACCGCCGGCACAAUUGCAACAAUCACAACAACAGCCACCUACAAAAGGCAUGUCUCCGCUCCUACAUCAAACUCCACAGAUAAUGACAGGCGCGGUUGCAAGCCCUCCAUUGAAACAAUCUCAUGUUCAGGGCCAGCAACCGAUCGUUGCGGGCGCGAGCAGUACACGCGUUGCUUUGCCUACGAUAAGUCCUCAGGGACAGUCAGGACAUCCCCAACUGCCGCAAGCAAACAUUCAGCGGCAUAUAAUCACACCGCAAGGAACGGUAUACGAAGCUGCUAAUUUGCGUGGUGAUUUGAGUGGAUUCAUCAAUCGAGGACAGAGUCCUCCGCCGGCACAUCAGCAAACAUCUCCUAUAACACCGGUUCAUGGCCCCGAUGGUGGAUUCCGUGGAGGCAUGCCGAGAGACUAUGUGAAGUACUUGUACCGUAACAAUAUUCCGAUACCAAGCAGGUCUCCUAUGAGAGAAAUGGAAGUGGAAGAAACGAUCGCUGCCAGUCCACCGUUAGAAUUGCGCCGUCCAGCAAGCGGCCCUCGCACAACCGCCGUUCCGCUUAGUCUGCAAAGUCCUGGAGAUCGUGUAACGGAUUCACCACAAGGAGCUCAGGUGUACAUGGGAAGUGCGCGUAUACCACAUCCCUACCCGGAUUCGUUGAACGCGCGCUAUUACGAACCAACUAUUGGUGGACCGAACGCUGGAAGUGGAGGACCGAGAGCCAUGAGCACCGAACCACCGCCUGCGCAUCGCCCGCAUAAUCUGUCCACUUCGGCUUACACUGGAGUUCCCUAUGCGGUCACACCAAGUCCAACACCGCCACCAUCGGCUUCUCCCGCGACCAUGUUGCAUAUUCAACGGGAACGAGAUCAGCAACAACAACAGCAAGUGGCCGCCGUAGCUGCUGCUCUUGCGCAGACAGCCUCCGGUCAGCGUUUGGUUGGAGAACGUGGAGCGUCUCAGGUUCAGCCUGGCAGUGGAUACUAUUAUCGCAGUGAGGUUGAACACGAGAUGUCCGAACAGCUGCAUCCUGUUGCGCUAGGUCAUGGUUCGUCUUCGGUAGCCGCAUCCGCACCUUUGCCAGCUCAUACUGGUGGAAUGUUACCGACUAUGGCGACACAACAAACUGUUGCUAUUGGAGGUCGAAGCAUACAAGUGGCUACUCCACCAAUGAUCAGCGGUGGUGGUGCGCCUAUGGGUGGAAGCGGUGGAAAUGGUAAUGUACCAGCAGUUUCCGUCGUUCCAACACCGCCACCCGUUCAGAAAGAUUCGCUGGACGCGUUGCUUCAGCGAUAUCCGGUGAUGUGGCAAGGGCUGUUGGCACUCAAAAAUGAUCACGCAGCUGUACAGAUGCACUUUGUGUAUGGCAAUCCGAACGUAGCAGGCAGCUCACUACCGAGUAAUAGCGAUGGAUCGACACCACCAUUGCGCAUUGCUCAGAGAAUGCGUCUGGAACCGGCGCAGAUCGAUGGAGUCGCUAGAAAGAUGCAGAUGGUCAACGAACAUUGUAUGCUGUUAGCGUUGCCGUGUGGCCGCGAUCGCAUGGAUGUGUUGCAACAGCAGAACAAUCUGCAGACUGGCUUUAUCACCUAUCUGCAGCAGAAGCAGGCAGCUGGUAUUGUCAAUAUAGCGGCACCAGGUAGCGCACAGGCGGCGUACGUCGUACACAUAUUCCCAUCGUGCGAGUUUGCCAAUGAAAAUCUGGCCCGAAUCGCGCCGGAUCUGAUGCAUCGUGUAGCAAACAUUCAGUACCUGUUAAUCGUGAUUGCAACGGUGUAAGAAGAAAACCCUGACAGCGUCACAGAAGAAGAACAAACAAACAAAGUAAUGGCAUAAUAUAUUUUUUUCUAAUGCAAAACAUGCUAAGCAUAACACGAAAAUGUCCUAUAUUCGUAACAGUCAAACAGAAGAGCACGUUUGUGAGAACAUAAUGAAAUUAAAUAUUUACAAAACGACAUAUGCCCCCGUUACUAAGAGAAGAUUUAAACUGGUUUUAUGAAGCAUUUCUACAGAAUUGUAAGCUGUGUUCAAGAAAAAAAGUGUCGUAGAUAUUAAACGAAAAGCGUAGAAAAAGUUAAUAACACAAUCCAAAGGAUAGUCCCCAGCGCAAAUUGUGAUUUAUCCAUAAAAUCUCUUGAGUAUUACUUCCGAUAACAACCACCGCCCACCACGGCUUAAAACGCCAUAAUAUGUGAAAGCUGUCGUUGAAAAUGCAUCCACACUGUAGUAUACAAAAUACCAACAUUAUUGCUGGGUAGAAAAUGCAGUAUGGGACGAGCUUGGUCCAAUUGGGAGAGACUUUCUUAUUCGAUUUGGAAGCACCACAUGCAUAUGCUCUUGGUUUGGAGCGUUUGCUCCUGGAAAAAUUGCAAUAACAGGGUUGGUUUUGUAAAAUUAUACUUUGAAACACAUCGCAUUACGGCUCAAUUGUGCUACGCUAUCAUCAUUUGGUCAUGAAAUAGAACAUUAACAACGAGUAAAUACAAUUUUGCAUAGGUGAAAAAGACGCAUUGAAUGCGUAUGAAGAAUUAUUGGUUGUUUCAUGUAAAUGGUGGUUAAAAAAAAUAGAAAAAUAUCUGAAAACAAUAAGGAUGGAUUUGUUAAAUGGUAAUGGCUACUACAGAAUAUAAUCUGUGUUGGUUUUGCUAGUGCUGCUAUUAGUGCCGCGCAGCUAAAGAGUAGGAAUAGUGCUCAUGAAAAAUAACUGCUGGCAAAGAAAAUCCACUGCUGUCUUGUAACAAUGUGGUGAUGAAUCACCACAUGCACUCCAAGAUCAUCAUUAAUAACCACAUUUACUAGUAAUAAGUUAAGCAUACACUUUUGCUUGACGACUUGACAACUUGACGAAACACGGAAGAUGACCUAACCUAUCUUUGAUAUGCGUAACGCGUUCGAAGAAUGAUGAUGACGAUAACGACGAUGGUAUCUAAACUAAAAGAUAAAGGAGAUAGUACGUUCAUACAUACAUACCUUUGGUGGUUGACGAUGUUGGAAAACAGAAGAAGUAGUAGUACAUAAGGAAGAAUCAAAUAAACUUUAAAUCGCAAUGUAUAAAGUAGCAGGGCAAGGUAAAACAAAAAAGCAUUGGUAAUAUCUAGUGUCUAAGGUACGGAUAUCAUGAUGGGCGUGUGUUAGGUUAGAUUGUGAGAAAGAUGCAGUAGGAAUAGAGAGGAUGUAUAAGACCAGGGCACAGUCGAAAGCGGUUAAGCUUUUAGUGUGUGUCACACGAGAAGCGAAAGUGGUUUUCCAUGCUGCAUCUUUCUAUACGAUAAUGCACACGUGUUCUGGGGAUAAAAUUGUAUAAACUGAACACAAUAGUAAUGUUAUAUUUUCGCAGUACGGUCCGAUGCAGUUAACAAAAACACCCACGCUUAUACACAUACACGACAUACACACAUAACACACACCUAUACAUACAAGAAUACUGCAAAAGAUAUAUGGUAAGGUAUAGGAGGCAUAUUACAGCAGAAACUUCGUGCCCGUUUCCCGUUGCAAAACCUGCACUUCAUGUGUAAAUGAAAGGAAAUGUAAAAAACAAACAAACACGUAAAAUGCAUGCAACAACGGACGGGCACACGGACAGGAGAAUCGAUUUGAUCGUAGCGUAAAUAUUCAAACACUAUGUAAUAUUUAGCAAUCAUAAGCUUACAGGAAGAAGGAUAGUGUCGAACACGAUUCAGAGGGAAGCUGAACCGGUUCUGUGAAGCAAUCGACAAAAAAAACUAUACCAUAGCAAGUUUCUCGCUGUUGUGGUAGUGAUUGUUUUACUUCUGUCACGCAAGAUCACUGUAUCCUUUUUUACUCUCGUUAUAAUUAUUUUCCCUUUUGUUUUGCUAUACGUGUAAGUACUUUCGUAUGAUAAAAACUCGCUGUACAUAUAAACUCUAAACGAAGAUGAGAUAAAUAAAAUCCGAACCCACAAAAAUAAAACUAAAAUCAAA
This is a messenger RNA of Anopheles funestus (African malaria mosquito), 24607 nucleotides long. RefSeq names its product protein split ends (gene spen). Gene Ontology annotation, molecular function: mRNA binding. Lineage: Eukaryota; Metazoa; Arthropoda; Insecta; Diptera; Culicidae. The transcript is spliced from 11 exons. Bases 2481 to 22445 code for a protein of 6654 amino acids. Gene Ontology annotation, biological process: regulation of transcription by RNA polymerase II. Gene Ontology annotation, cellular component: nucleus. The record is from RefSeq and is a predicted model, not a curated record.